Messenger RNA from Leptosomus discolor (cuckoo roller), 2371 nucleotides. The record is from RefSeq and is a predicted model, not a curated record. Lineage: Eukaryota; Metazoa; Chordata; Aves; Leptosomiformes; Leptosomidae.
GUGAAGUAUAAAGGAGCUGCUAAGAAAGACCUUUCCAACUCUCUUUAUCAGCAGAUGCCAGCCACAAUUGACAGCGUAUUUGCAAAAGAAUUAACACAGCUUCAGAGCAAGGUUCUCUAUAAACAAAAACAUGAUGCUGAGAAAGGAACUUCAGAUUAUGCACAUAUGAAAGAGCCUCCAGAUAUUAAGCAUGCCAUGGAAGUCAGUAAAUACCAGAGUGAUGUAUCCUAUAAGAAGGGUGUGCAAGGUACUCAUCGAUACACUGAAGUCCUGAACAGGCCAGACAUAAAGAUAGCAACUGAGAUAACAAAGAUAAUAAGUGAUGCUGAGUACAAGAAAGGAAGGGGAGAGAUGAGUAAGGAGCCUGCUGUACUUGGAAGACCAGAUUUCGAACAUGCUAAAGGAGUUUCAAAACUGUUAAGCCAAGUGAAAUACAAAGAGCAGUUCAGUAAGGAAAUGAAGAGCCACCAGUACAAUCCUCUUGACAGUGCUUCCUACAAGCAAGCACAGAUUGCAUCCACCUUAGCAAGUGACGUGAAUUACAAGAAAGAUUUGGAAAACCUACAUGAUCCAGCCUCUGAUCUACCAAACCUGCUGUAUUUAAACCAUGCUUUAACUAUCAGCAAAGUGCAUAGUGAUAAAUCAUUUAAGCAAAGCAAGGGCUUCUAUCAUUUCACCCUAGAUACGGCUGAACACAUCCAUCACAAACAAAAGACAGUGUUUCGAAGUCAGGUCAAAUACAAAGAGAAUUAUGAAAAAUCUAAAGGCAGAUCGAUGCUGGACUUUGUUGAUACACCAAUGUAUCAGUUUUCAAAGGAGGCUCAAAAGAUGCAAAGUGAGAAAAUGUAUCGCAAAGAUUUUGAAGAAGGGAUCAAGGGAAGACCCUCAAUGGAUUUAGACAAGACCCCAGAGUUCUUGCAUAUAAAACAAGUCACUAACCUUCUGAAAGAGAAACAGUAUAGAAAAGAUUUGGAAGAAGGGAUGAAAGGAAAAGGAAUGACAGUGUUUGAAGAUACACCAGAUUUGAUUAGAGUGAAAAACGCAGCUCAGAUACUAAAUGAGAAACAAUACAAGAAAGACCUGGAAACCGAAAUUAAAGGGAGGGGCAUGCAAGUUGGUCCAGAUACUCCUGAGAUAAGACGAGCCAAGAAAGCUUCUGAAAUUGCAAGCAUGAAAGAAUACAGAAAAGACUUGGAGAAUGAAAUUAAAGGAAAGGGAAUGGGAGUGGGCAUGGAUACCCCUGAUAUACAACGAGCCAAAAAAGCUUCUGAAAUUGUAAGCCAGAAAGAAUACAAAAAGGAUCUGGAGACUGAAAUUAUAGGAAAAGGGAUGCAAGUUGGCCCACAUACUCCUGAAAUACAACGCGUCAAAAGGGCUUCAGAAAUAGCAAGCCAGAAAAUCUACAAAGAUGAAGCUGAGAAGAUGCUCUGUAACUAUUCUGCUGUCCCAGACACUCCAGAGAUGGAAAGGAUAAAAAGUACUCAGAAAAACAUCAGUUCAGUGUUUUAUAAGAAGGAAGUAGGAGCUGGCACAGCUGUAAAAGAGACUCCAGAGAUUGAAAGAGUAAAGAAAAAUCAACAGACUAUUAGCUCAAUUAAAUACAAGGAAGAAAUUCAGCAUGCAACAAGUAUUUCUGAUCCGCCUGAAAUAAGGAGAGUUAAGGAAAACCAGAAGAAUAUCAGCAAUGUUCAGUACAAAGAACAGCUCUGCAAAGCUACGCCUGUGAGUGUCACCCCUGAGAUUGAAAGAGUCAAGAGGAAUCAAGAGAAUGUCAGCAUGGUUCACUACAGAGAGCAGCCUGGCAAAGCUACUGCUGUGAGUGUCACUCCUGAGAUAGAGAGAGUCAAGAAGAAUCAAGACAAUAUCAGCUCGGUCAAGUACAGCAGUGAUCAGAGGCAGAUGAAAGGUAGACGUAGUGUGCUUCUAGACACACCUGAGCUAAGGCAUGUCAAAGAAACACAAAACAACAUCUCAAUGGUAAAAUACCAUGAAGAUUUUGAGAAGACAAAGGGCAGAGGCUUCACCCCAGUGGUAGAUGAUCCUGUAACAGAGCGGGUGCGGAAAAACACCCAAAUUGUGAGUGAUGCAGCGUAUAAAGGUGUGCAUCCACAUAUCGUUGAAAUGGACAGAAGACCUGGAAUAAUUGUUGAUCUCAAAGUUUGGCGCACAGAUCCUGGCUCCAUCUUCGACAUUGAUCCUCUGGAGGACAAUAUUCAGUCUAGGAGUCUGCAUAUGCUUUCUGAAAGAGCAAGCCGUUAUAGUAAGCAGUAUUUACAUUCUACCAGUUUGGGAGAUUAUAAAUCAGAUGGCUCUGACACAAACCCUACCUUUUCUUACUACAGUGAGAUAACAAGGCCAUCUGACGAUGGAG